AUGGAGCCAGGUGAAGACGAAGACACUGAAACUGAAAGGAUUCAAGUGGAGGUCCUACUGCUCAGUGGGCAGUCGGCCUCGGUCGCUGCUUCAGUCAAUAAGGGCAUCAGCAGUUUGCUGGUGGCUGCUGGAAAGCAGUUGGGGGUUCAUCUAGGUCAAACGGUCACAUCGGAUGGCCACUUGCUGAAUCCCCGCAGCACGAUUGCUGAGACUGGACUGAAGGAUGGAGAUGCAGUCUUUGCAACGGUGCGUUGCUCCAGACUUGUGUCAACCCGGCACAUACCAGCGUUUGCCUUAAUCCGAGACGAUGCUUCUGUCAUGGUCUGGGGAGACGGAGACAGUGGAGGAUGGUUCAGCAAGGAGGUUGAAGAGCAGCUUCAUGAUGUCUGUGACAUCCAAUCCACGAUGGGUGCAUUUGCGGCGCUGCGAGAGGACGGCUCAGUGGUUUGUUGGGGCGAUCCUGAAGAUGGCGGAGAUUGCAGUCCGGUGAGGGACGAACUUCGAGGCGUGCAGGAGAUUUGCUCCACCUUGGGAGCCUUUGCUGCUUUGGUGGAUGGCCAAGUGGUGACGUGGGGAAAUCAUCAGGAUGGUGGUAGGUGUGAUGCAGUUCAGGAGGACUUGGUGGAGGUGCAGGAGAUCUGGGGCGGUGGACAAGCCUUUGCAGUCAAAAACGCCAAUGGUCACGUGAUCACCUGGGGCGACAAAGGUCGUGGCGGUGAUUGCAGUCACGUAGAAGCACAGCUGCGCGAGGUGCGCUCGGUCUGCGGAUCGGACGAGGCCUUUGCGGCGAUCUGUGACGGUGGCCGAGUGGUUUGUUGGGGGGAUGCAAUGCAGUCUGACACCAGUCAAGUGCAAGACCAGCUCAUUAACGUGAAGCAGCUCUUUGCCAAUGACAGCGCGUUUGCGGCCUUGCUCGAGAACGGAGAGGUGGUGACUUGGGGCGAUCCAGACCAUGGUGGAUGCAGCAAAGAUGUUCAAGAGCAGCUCAGAGAUGUUUGCCAAAUUGAAGCGUCCGAAUCAGCCUUUGCGGCGCUCCGAAGUGAUGGCCGAGUGGUGUGCUGGGGGGUGAAGGAGAUUGGUGGCGAUUGCAGCGACUUGAACCUCACGGAUGUGAAGAGUCUUUGUUCUUCAGGGCAGGCCUUUGCUGCCCUUCUCGGCGAUGGAUCUGUGAAGACAUGGGGCAGGCCACAUGCUGGAGGAUGCUGCACCGCAGUGAAAGAGAGUCUUCAAGACGUGGCCCAACUUUGUGGUUCCUCCGGGGCUUUUGCUGCACUGCUGGGCAGUGGCGAAGUUGUGACCUGGGGCGAUCCCAAGCACGGCGGGUGCUUUGGGGAAUCGCACUGGCCCGGCUGA
Durusdinium trenchii is the source of this 1353-nucleotide messenger RNA. The record is from the annotation of a GenBank genome assembly. NCBI's taxonomy places the organism in Eukaryota, Dinophyceae, Suessiales, Symbiodiniaceae.